UUCCAUUUCUCUUGUUGCAGUCUGUCUAAUUUCGACCGGUAAAUAAAUCCUAACUAGGAGCUGAUAAUCUUUUUCAAUUUUGCGAAGAAAUGGAGAGCCAGGGAUGUUGAGAAGCAGGUGUUCGACGAAAUUCCCCAUAAAAUGGACAAGUAAUGAGGGGCCAAAAAAUGGGAGUUUGUGUCUCACGCCACAAUAUUAUUAAGGGAAGAAGCCACCGGAAAAAUAUAAACCAAGGCAGCUUGUAACACCAAGUUCAAAUUGAGGUUUGAACACUUGAAAAACCUAGCACUGUGAGCCCCCACCAAUAACCCUCUCUAGCUGCCUUCUAUGGACACCAUUAUGCCGCCUUUGGAGAGGCCACCGGAGUACCACCUGCCCCUCUGUAUCCGUCCCUGACUCCAGAUGUUUUAUCUAGAGUCUGCUGGGUCCAUGAUGAUUAUAUGCUAAUAAUGUUACCAUUGCACUCUUUCUCUAACUGACAAGUAAAUCAUGAUUAGGAUUAAAACAGUUAUUUAUGGUGACCAGAAUUUUUUUUUCUUCUGGGACAUAAAGUUGAUUAUCUUUGAAAUGUUGUAUUAUAUGCUGUGUCACUUAUAUUGGGCAUGUUUUGAUACCGGACUGAUACACUUUAUGUGAAAUAGCUUGAGCUGUAUAUAAACCCAGUUUAAUUUUGUGUCGAUCAAUAUCCAUACUGAUAACCUAUGGUUUUGUUGUUGCUGUGUUCUGAAGAUUGUGGGGAGCUAUGGACAAAAAGAAACUUCAGAUGUGAUUGUGGGAAUUCAAAAUUUGGUGAAUUCUACUGCAAGAUUUUCCCAAAAAUAAAGAUGUAGAGAAUGUUGAGAAUUCAUACAAUCUCAACUUUAAUGGUUCCUAUUGUACAUGUGGUCGCCCUUAUCCAGAUCUAGAUGCUUAAGAACAAGUAGAGAUGAUACUGUGCUGUCAAUGUGAGGACUGGUUUCACGAGGAGCAUCUCGGUCUUGAGUCUUCUGCUGAGAGGGUUUAUUUCAUGGAUGAUGGUCCUUGGGAACUAAAGGUCAUCCCUGAUCACUUUUGGAUUCCAACAUCUGUUUUAGAAUCUCUUGAGAACGGAACGCCUUCCAUUACAAAACCUGGAACUGCUAAAUCCUUGAGGUCUCAAUACCAUCUGUGGACUCAAAGAACAUUAAGGGCAGUUUCGAUGUUGAAGUUGUUUACUUUUCGGGGGCUGCCAUGGUUCCCCAGCACUGGUGGUCAGGAAAAGGUUGAGCUAACAGCUGCUGAAGUAGAGUCACUACGAUCAGAACUUGCUGAUAUAGAAGAAAGGGCAGCUCAAUUGAGAGCUCAGUUGGAAAAUGUUGAUGAAAUUUUGCGGUCAGCUUGUCUAUCUGGUUAUUUGUACAUUCGAACAAGAUGGACAGCACUUCCAGGAGAACCUCCACCUAUAGAUGAUUCUGAUGUAGAUGAUUGGCUUCCUCGCUUUGUUGUUCUUCAUGGUGAAUGCCUAUACUUUUAUUUGUUAUGUACAGAUCUAAGUCCUCAGGAUUCAACUCUCCUAUCUGAUAUUGUUGAAGUAGAGCAACUACCAAGUUUUAAGCGUGAAGAUGAUGAGAUGCGAUACGCCUUUUAUAUUUUAACUCGUCAUGGUUUACGAUAUGAAUGCUCAAGCAGUUCUAAGAUACAGGUUGACUCGUGGUUAUCAGCUUUACAUUCUGACUGUAAAUUGGAAUCUGAUAAAUCAACUCCCAAUGGUUCAAUAGAGUUGUAACACCUUGUUUGGUUCAAUAGAGAUGGCUUAAAAGCUAAGAUUGUGUAAAUAUGACACUAAUGCCAUUUUCUUUGUUGUACAUACCACAUAAGCAGUAAUUGAAUAGACACUGAUGAUUAUUUUGUCACUUACAACUCAUUCCAUUCGGUUUUAAACUUUGCAAUUUUGAUGAUGGAUCAUUUAAAUUGAUGAA
Messenger RNA from Cajanus cajan (pigeon pea), 1937 nucleotides. RefSeq lists its product as uncharacterized. The record is from RefSeq and is a predicted model, not a curated record. Lineage: Eukaryota; Viridiplantae; Streptophyta; Magnoliopsida; Fabales; Fabaceae.